Molecule: messenger RNA, 2386 nt
Organism: Lates calcarifer (barramundi perch)
Lineage: Eukaryota; Metazoa; Chordata; Actinopteri; Centropomidae
Gene: rdh14b
Product: retinol dehydrogenase 14b
Exons: 2
Coding region: 280-1251 (323 amino acids)
Source: RefSeq, a predicted model, not a curated record
GUACUUUGACAGUAUCCGCGAAGUAGCUAAUGUAGCUAGCUGAGUUAGCUUGCUAGUAUUAGUUACAUUGCUGCUUUGCGAUCGUUUAACUAUUUGCUUUCAGUCAGUUAACUGAAGUGGUUUGUUUUAUUACCCACCGCAAAUAGUGUAAGGCUGCUGGUUAGGCUGACAAAGUCGUGUGGAGAUUAUUUCCGGGUUAAUUUUGUAACUUGGACACAUAGACCACACCACUUAUCCGGUGCUCUUGUCCCCACUGACCUGUUACCGGUCCCGGCUUUCAUGUACACUGCGGUGCUAGUUGCCGCUGUUGUCGGCGGUGGGGUCCUAUUCCUUGUACGCCGUUUGUUCCCCGUGCAGAAAGCCGUGAAGUUGCUCCAAUAUCCAGCCGACGCUAUGCGGGGAAAGACUGUCAUCGUGACUGGGGCUAACAGCGGGAUAGGGAAGGCCCUGGCCGGCGAGCUGCUGAAGCUCCAAGCCCGGGUCAUUAUGGCCUGUCGGGACCAGCGGAGCGCCGAAGAGGCAGCCCAGGAAAUCAGGAGAGAAGCGGGACCGGAGCAGGGGGAGGUGGUCAUCAAACACCUGGACCUUGCUUCUCUAGGAUCAGUCCGAAGAUUUUGCGAGGAAAUUCAAAAGGAGGAGCCCAGGAUUGAUGUGCUCAUUAACAAUGCAGGCAUCUAUCAGUGUCCCUACAUGAAGACAGAGGAUGGUUUCGAGAUGCAGUUUGGUGUGAAUCACCUUGGCCACUUCCUUCUCACUCACCUCCUGCUGGACCUCUUGAAGUCUUCAGCUCCCAGCCGCAUCGUUGUGGUUUCCUCCAAGCUUUACAAGUACGGCCACAUCAACUUUGAUGACCUGAACAGUGAAAAUAACUACGACAAGGCCUUCUGCUACAGUCAGAGCAAGUUGGCCAACCUGCUGUUCACACUUGAACUGGCUCGUCAGCUGGAGGGCACGGGGGUCACGGUCAAUGCUCUCACACCGGGCAUCGUGAGGACCAGACUGGGCAGGCACGUUCAAAUCCCUCUCCUGGCAAAGCCACUGUUCAACCUCGCCUCAAUGAUCUUUUUCAAGAGUCCGCUUGAGGGGGCCCAGACUCCUCUCUAUCUGGCCUGCUCCCCAGAGGUGGAGGGAGUGUCAGGGAAGUGCUUCGCUAACUGCAAGGAGGAGGAGCUGAUGGUCAAAGCUACAGAUGAAGAGGCAGCCAAGAAACUGUGGGACAUAAGCAGCAGGAUGGUUGGACUCACCAACUAAGCGCAGUUCUGUUCUGUGGACAGUAUCUCAUGUGGACUUUGGUGGUCUUGGACAGGAUAAUUAAUCCCUAGCAGCCCCACAGACAGGGAGAAAUGGCUUGUGAAAAGACCAAUUGCCACCUUUGGGAUAAAAUCAUUAAUUGACUGACAUAUUGUGCCAAUGUAGUGUGUAAAUUAAGUCUCUGUGAGCAGGUCUGCUUGGAGAGAGUUGAUCAGAGAUAGAAAAAAUAUGUGCCUGUAAAAUUGAUGAUCCACUAAAAGAAUCCACAUUAAUUUAUUGUUUGACUUCCUAUACAGACACUCUGGAAUGUGGGGCGGAACAGGAGCAACAUGCUAAAAGAGCACAGAUACAACACUUAAAGGGAUACUCCAGUGAUUUAAAAUCGUAUUUCCAUUAAGCUGGGGGUGAUACCAUCUGUGUUAUAAUUUGGAAAGUUCCCUCCAGAGCCACAGAAGGCAUUACACAACUGUUUUUACAGGCUAAGUAGUACUCCUCAAGAUAAAUCAUUGCCAAAACACUAGAUUACAUUAGAAUAAUUCCUAAAGCCAUGCUAGUGUCUGGUUGGUCUGAGGUUAUGAAUACAAAACCUACAUAGCACCUUGCUCUCAUCCCAGUAACCACGAUUCAGACACACGCAUCAUGAUCAAAUGCAGCGAACUCAUCUCUUUAUUGGCGUUAAUCAAAGCCAAGCUGAGCUGUCACAUUUCCCUCCAUUGUGAGGUCACAUUAUUGCUUGUGCCGUGCAAAUCCUCAGAGCAAGUGGAGUGAACAGCACACCCGUUCUAGUUCAGCUGUCGUAUUUGAAUGCUAAAUUUGUGCAUACUUUAGCAUGUAUUUUUGCAGUGUAAAAAGCAGAAGGUGGGGUGGGCCAGCUGUUAAUCUACUUUCCCUCUGUUGAUGCGUUUGAAGUGUAAAUGCUUCUCUGCUGUGUCUAGAGGAGCUGGAACAAUAAGGUCAACAUUGCAGAUCAGUGAGAUGCUGCUGCACCGUGGCUCCCUCCUGUGGAUGGAUUCACCCUCACAUGUAAAUCCCCUCUUACCGCAGCAGGAAGGAAAGAAGUGAAAGGGGAUAUAGUGGUAAUUGUAAUGUGAAAUUCUGAUGCUCAAGAAUAAAUACAAAAAAAGUUCUGAAAUGA